AUGAUGAUUGAAUCAUUGAUUUCUAUGGUUCGGUAUUUAUCACCGAAAGAGGAUGAUGAUGCUACCGAUCGAUUACAUUACCUUUAUACCAGUAAUAUUCUACUUGCAUUUGCUGUAUUGAUAAGUUUCAAACAAUUUGGUGGUCGACCGUUGGAAUGCAUGUUUCCUAGCAAAUUUCCUGGAUCAUGGGAACAAUACGCAGAAAAUUAUUGUUGGUCACGUGAUACAUAUUACGUGCAACCGGAUGUUCACGUGGCAGCAUUAAAGGAAGACGAAAGAUAUACACCUGAACGGCAAUUAUCUUAUUACAAAUGGGUACCAUUCUUUUUACUUCUACAAGCUGCAUGCUUUCGAAUGCCGAGUAUAUUCUGGAAUUACUUAUCAUUUAGUUCAGGAAUACGAAUUCAUGAAAUAGUCGAAAAAGCAAUGGAUCCAUCAAAUAUUGAUGAAAAUAUCAGAAGUCAAAAUAUUGAAACUUUGACACAUCACAUGCAAAAUGCUCUGAAAUUUCAUCGAAGAAUUUCGAAGCGAAAAAUUGAAGUUCAUAAACAAUUGAAAUUUUUAAAUGUUCGCUAUACGGCAUUUUUUAUAUCACUGAUGUAUUUGAUAACCAAAACAUUAUAUCUUGCCAAUGCAGCUCUACAACUUUGCAUACUUAAUAAAUUUUUACGGACAGAUGCAAAUCGUUGGUAUGGUUAUGAUGUAAUUAGAGAUAUUAUAAAUGGUACCGAAUGGACAACAUCCGGUUAUUUUCCUCGUGUUUCAGUUUGUGAUUUCAUGGUUCGACAAAUGGGUAAUAUUCAACGAUAUUCCGUUCAAUGUGUUUUAAUUAUCAAUAUGUUUAAUGAGAAAAUAUUUGUUUUUCUUUGGUUCUGGUAUCUAUUCCUUGUCCUUUGCACUGUUUUAUCAUUAUUUUAUUGGCUUAUCGUUCUUACAUGUCCAUGUUUUGGACGUUGGUUCAUUUCACGAAGUUUGGAAUUAUCUGAAAUGAAAUUUGAUCCGGAUACUAAAGCAAAAGAAGUGGAUCGAUUUGUGAGAAGUUAUCUACGAUGUGAUGGUUUGUUUGUGUUACGAAUGGUUGAAAUUCAUGCCGGUAUACUAUUCGGUACUGAUCUGAUACAAUCACUUUGGAAUGCUUUCUAUGAAGUUGAAGAAAAGCUUUCUGAAGGUCGUCGGUCAAUGGAUGAUUAUAAAGAGAAUGCUAAUAAUUUAUUUCGAGCUGAUUCCUUACCCAACGAUAUAACCGUAAAAGAGAAAUCUAUUCGUUUACGGAAACCAGGUAAAGAAAUGAAAGUUGAUAUUGAACCGGAUUUAAUGUUAUAUCCAUUGAUGAUAGAAAGUCAACCGAAUCAAGGAGCUGAAAAUGUAUAA
This is a messenger RNA of Cercopithifilaria johnstoni, 1371 nucleotides long. The record is from the annotation of a GenBank genome assembly. NCBI's taxonomy places the organism in Eukaryota, Metazoa, Nematoda, Chromadorea, Rhabditida, Onchocercidae.